AUUGUGUAAAACCGUAGCCCGUUCGUCUUCGUCCUCCAGAAAAGGAAAAACCCUUUGUCGUUUGUCCCGCCCAGCCUAGGGUUCUUCCUUCACGCCGCCGCCGCCUCGCCUCGCCUCGCCUCGCCUCGUCUCCGCGCCACCCAGAUUGCCGGUUCUACUAAGCACUCAUGGCGGAGGAAACCAAUGGAAAGAAGGAAGAGGAGGAGUUCAGCACCGGUCCUCUGUCAGUGCUCAUGAUGAGCGUCAAGAACAAUACCCAGGUUCUUAUCAACUGCCGGAACAACAGGAAGUUACUUGGUCGUGUGAGAGCAUUUGAUCGGCAUUGCAACAUGGUGCUUGAGAAUGUUAGGGAGAUGUGGACUGAGGUACCAAAGACUGGUAAAGGCAAGAAGAAGGCUCUUCCAGUGAACAAAGACAGGUUCAUAAGCAAGAUGUUCCUCCGUGGGGAUUCAGUCAUCAUUGUUCUCAGGAACCCCAAAUGAGUCUCUUGCGCACAAGAAGUCUUGCUAGUAGUAAAUUGCUAUGGACUAGUCUGUAUGCCAAGUACUUGAAACAUGGAAUUGCAAUAGACUGACGAUGCCUGAGCCAGAAUUAGCUGUGUAUGUUGAUGGUGGUGGCUUGUAGCUGGAUGUUUUUACCUCUUGUACCUGAAUUGCAUUGGUACUUGGUCGUUUAUGUUCGAAAUAUCAGCAAACUCACAGAUUGAAUUUGCUGUCA
Messenger RNA from Setaria italica (foxtail millet), 717 nucleotides. Its product is annotated as small nuclear ribonucleoprotein Sm D2. Gene Ontology annotation, molecular function: RNA binding. Bases 168 to 482 code for a protein of 104 amino acids. Gene Ontology annotation, biological process: spliceosomal snRNP assembly; RNA splicing. The record is from RefSeq and is a predicted model, not a curated record. Gene Ontology annotation, cellular component: U4/U6 x U5 tri-snRNP complex; U1 snRNP; U5 snRNP. The transcript has 5 exons. NCBI's taxonomy places the organism in Eukaryota, Viridiplantae, Streptophyta, Magnoliopsida, Poales, Poaceae.